Molecule: messenger RNA, 463 nt
Organism: Paramecium sonneborni
Lineage: Eukaryota; Ciliophora; Oligohymenophorea; Peniculida; Parameciidae
Source: the annotation of a GenBank genome assembly
AUGUCUAAAAAUUUAAAUCAGAAUACUUCCUUGCUUUGUUAAAUAACUUAACUUACAAAAAAAAUUUAACAGCAUGAAUAGUAAGAGUAAAUCUUAAAGACUGAAAAUUAAAAGGUCAAAGUAGAAAAUACUGCAUUAUUAGAACAUAUAUCAAUACUUUAAAAACAAUAAGAAGAACACAUUAAUGAAGUAUAAUUUUUUCAAUUUAUAAAUAGAUUGAAAAUUUAAAAUAAUUAAUUCAGAGAAUUUCAUAAGAAAAAAUUUUUUAAACCGAAUAUUAAGAACAUUAAAAUGUAUUUUUUUGAGUCUAUUAUAGAAUAUAUAUAAGGAUUAAAACAAAACCUUAACAAAGGCAUUGAGCAAUUUAUAAAAUAAUUUAGAUAGAUAUUAAUAUAUUUCAGAAAUCAGUCAAAAUAAUUUAAUUAAUGGAAUUGGAUUACAAUUUGGAGAAGACACUUGUUGA